This is a messenger RNA of Pimephales promelas (fathead minnow), 969 nucleotides long. RefSeq names its product C-reactive protein. Lineage: Eukaryota; Metazoa; Chordata; Actinopteri; Cypriniformes; Leuciscidae. The record is from RefSeq and is a predicted model, not a curated record.
UGUCAUCACGGUGCAAGGAGGGAAGCGCCUCAGCAGUGAUUCUUCACUCAACACACUUCUGCUACACAACCUGCAGCACGAUGUUGGUGCCAGUGGUGUUAUAUUCCUGUCUGCUGUCUCUGACACACGCCGCCACUGAAGUGGGUCUCGGCGGUAAAGUGCUUCUGUUCCCGUACGAGACGGAUUUCAGCUUUGUUGAACUCACUCCUAAAAAGCCUCUUGGCCUGUCAGCGUUUACUCUCUGCAUGCGCGUGGCGACGGAGCUCCAGGGCGAGCGGCAGAUCAUUCUCUUCGCCUACCGAACGCCCGACUACGACGAGCUCAACGUGUGGAGGGAGAAAGACGGCCGUGUGUCCUUCUAUCUCAGAGGCGACGGGGCGUUUUUCCACCUGCCUCCUCUCUCCAGCUUCAGGAUGCACCUGUGCCUCACCUGGUCCUCUCACACCGGGCUCACGGCCUUCUGGGUGGAUGGACGGCGCAGUGCGUUCCAGCUGUACAAACCGGGUCACAGCAUCCGUGCGCAGGGCACCGCUAUACUGGGCCAGGACGCAGAUAAACACCUGGGGGACUUCGAGACGCUGCAGAGUUUCGCCGGCGAGCUCACGGACCUGAACAUGUGGGACUACGUCCUCACCGGAAACCAGAUUAAAGCGCUGUACUUCAACCAGGCGCAGCGCGUGCCGAAGCCUAACGUGUUCGAGUGGAGCACCAUUCAAUACGAGAUUAAGGGAAACGUGCUAGUCGUGCAAGAUGAAUGAUUAUAGAUGCUGAUAUUACAACAUAGUUUGUGGAUUUAAGAACUUUUUGGUUUAUUUCAUUUGGAUUGAUUGAGGAUGAGUGACUCGAUGGCUGAUAAUGUUAUUUAAAUAAUAGAUUGAUAAGUCAUAACUAAAUGAACAUGUUAAAGGAGUAGUUCACUUUAAAAAAAAACUUUUGCUGAUAAUUUACUCACCCCCAUGUCAUCCAAGA